CUUGAACUGGGCUGUAUUAGGGAUAAUUGCAACACACAAACUAUAUUUUAUAAAUAUGAUUGUUUUGUAUUGCCUCUAUAUAUCUUCCAAACUUGAUUCUCUAUUUCUUCACCUUUACUACUACUCUUAUGAUACUACUACUGUUGUUUACUCUACAUUCCAACCCUUGCUUCAUAGAUUAAUGUCGCAUACUUGAAUCUCCUUGACUCCUUGUUAGGAUAGUAGAUAACAUAAAGACUCUCUCACUCUCUCUGUGCUUUGCUGUCUCUCUACACUCUACACUCUACACUCUCUAAUAUAUACUCUACCAUGUCUUUCAAGCUGUUCUCUCUCCUCGCCCUGCUCACUCUGGGCCUCGCCACACCCAUUCCUCCCGAACUGGAAGACUACAAAACCCCUCUGGCGCCGCCCAUGCCGACUCCUACAGAACCGGCGACCCCCAAAGUCCCUCACUACAGCCACGUCCCGGUGGCCAAACCGGCCGCGGCAGAGACGCCCUUUGCCCAGCCGGAACAGCGCGUCGACAAUAACAUCGAGGGCUCGAAUCUGCUUUCUGCCCUGCAGGGCUCGAGCCAUCUGCUGGAUGGGUUCGAGGUUGGCGGGGAGAAGGUGAAUCCUCUUGCGAACCUGCCUGUGUAGUCUCUUCUUGUCAUUCUUGACCUUCAUCUUAUUCUUGUUAUUUUGGUUAUUCUUUGAUUUCAUUCUGUAAUUAGAAAGUCAUUAUUUCAUACAUUCAAUAGUCAGGGUCGUAAGUCGUAAGGCGCUGUUCUCUCGUUAAUCCUCCAUCCAGUCCAGUCCAUCGUUCAGUCCAUCAUUUCCAUCGUCCACUUCAAUCCUCGUCCCCAAA
This is a messenger RNA of Penicilliopsis zonata CBS 506.65, 847 nucleotides long. RefSeq lists its product as hypothetical. NCBI's taxonomy places the organism in Eukaryota, Fungi, Ascomycota, Eurotiomycetes, Eurotiales, Aspergillaceae. The transcript is spliced from 2 exons. The record is from RefSeq and is a predicted model, not a curated record. Bases 310 to 639 code for a protein of 109 amino acids.